AUGGCAUCGCGCUCACCGUAUCGUGGCCCUCGAAGAAAGUUGGUCCUUGCAUUCGACGUUGGAACCACGUACAGCGGUAUAUCGUACAGUGUGCUUGAUCCUGGGCAGAUUCCAGAAAUCAAGGGUGUUACGAGAUUCCCCGCACACGAACACAUUAGUGGCGCUUCAAAGAUACCUACAGUCAUUUACUAUGAUCGUAAAGGUGUUGUUCGCGCUGUGGGGGCCGAAGCGAUGCGAGAGGGUAUCUUCGAAACAGCUGCUGAAGAAAAUUGGAUAAAAGCAGAGUGGUUCAAACUUCAUCUACGCUCGAAAGUAGGAGCAGGAAAACAUGUAUCCGGCGACAUCCCUCCUUUACCACUCAACAUGGGUGUCGUCGAGGUCUUUGCUGACUUCCUCAAAUACCUGUUUGAAUGUGCCUCGAGCUACAUUCAGGACACGCACGCGAAUGGGGUCAACCUUUGGGCUUCUGUAUCUGGGCACAUCGACUUUGUGCUUUCUCACCCCAAUGGCUGGGAAGGAACACAGCAAAGCGAAAUGAGGAUGGCCGCUGUCCUUGCUGGUCUCGUCCCCGAUACUGUAAGCGGCCAUGCUCGCCUGUCAUUCGUGACCGAGGGUGAAGCUAGUCUUCAUUAUGCUAUUCAUAAUGGACUUCCUUCUGGUGCGAUGAAUAACGGAGAUGGCGUUGUGAUUGUGGACGCAGGAGGGGGCACCAUCGAUAUAAGCUCAUACAGUAAGAGCUCGCGGGGCGGCAAGGAAGUAUUUGAAGAAAUUGCUGCGCCACAAUGUCAUUUUCAUGGCUCUGUCUUCGUCACUAUCCAUGCGAAAUUAUUCCUAGAGAACUUCCUCUCUGAUUCUCCUUUCGCGGAUGACGUUGAACAUAUCGUGGGCUGUUUCGACAAGACGACAAAAUUACGUUUUAGAGACGCUGCGGAAGCCCAGUAUAUCAGGUUUGGAUCCACACGGGAUAAUGAUGCCAACUAUAACAUUCGAUUUGGACAGCUCAAGCUUCAAGGUUCGGAUGUGGCUUUGUUCUUCGAACCUUCAGUGGAUUGUAUCGUGAAGGCUGUUCUUGAGCAACGGAAAUCAGCUCAUAAGCCUAUUUCGCACGUUGUCCUGGUCGGAGGUUUUGCUGCGAGUGACUGGCUAUUCAACAAGAUCACUGAAGCCUUGACACCUUCGAAACUUAACAUUAUACGUCCUGAGAACCAUGUCAAUAAAGCCGUCUCUGAUGGGGCCAUCUCAUUCUACUUGGACCAUUUUGUGCGUACUCGCGUGUCAAAGGUCACAUACGGAAACUUUUGUCAUAUUCCGUUCGACCCUACUUCUCCCGAACAUAAGCUUCGAUCUGCAUCUACCUUUAUGUCUGUAUCUGGGACCAAACGAAUUAGCGAUUCUUUUGAUAUUAUUCUUCCCAAGAAUACUCAAGUCACAGAAAUGAAAGAGUUUAGGAAAUCGUACUUCCGGGAAUCAGAAGCAAGGAGCGAAUUCAAAGCCGCCGUGUUUGCGGUAUGGUGUUAUCGAGGAUUGGUUGCAGAACCCAGGUGGAAGGAUGUAGACACCGCAAAUUAUACCAAGCUCUGCACCAUUGAGAUCGACCUCUCAAAUGUACCUCUUAGUCCUCGAUCCAAGCCAAACUCUGCAGGAGUUUAUUAUAGACUGGAUUACGAUAUUGUACUGCUUUUUGGAUUAACAGAGCUAAAGGCUCAGGUAGCUUGGAAAGAAGGGAAUACGGAGAAGCGGAGCGCGGCGAAAAUUGUUUACGAUCCCGAUACCACAAAUGAUAUUUGA
Molecule: messenger RNA, 1788 nt
Organism: Psilocybe cubensis
Lineage: Eukaryota; Fungi; Basidiomycota; Agaricomycetes; Agaricales; Agrocybaceae
Exons: 14
Coding region: 1-1788 (595 amino acids)
Source: RefSeq, a predicted model, not a curated record